This is a messenger RNA of Antrostomus carolinensis (chuck-will's-widow), 362 nucleotides long. RefSeq names its product phospholipase A2 group XIIA (gene PLA2G12A). The annotation marks the transcript as partial. Gene Ontology annotation, biological process: arachidonate secretion; lipid catabolic process; phospholipid metabolic process. The record is from RefSeq and is a predicted model, not a curated record. The transcript has 3 exons. Lineage: Eukaryota; Metazoa; Chordata; Aves; Caprimulgiformes; Caprimulgidae. Gene Ontology annotation, cellular component: extracellular region. Gene Ontology annotation, molecular function: A2-type glycerophospholipase activity; calcium ion binding.
GAUCGAAGCCCUUUCCUCGCUACGGAUAUAAACCAUCACCACCAAAUGGUUGUGGAUCCCCUCUAUUUGGAGUUCAGUUUGACAUCGGUAUCCCUUCGAUGACAAAGUGCUGCAAUCAGCAUGACAGAUGCUAUGAUACUUGUGGCAAUAAAAAAAAUGAUUGUGAUGAACAGUUUCAGUCCUGCCUCUCCAAAAUUUGCAGAGAUGUGCAGAAAACGCUUGGAAUCUCAGAAAGUGUACAGGCUUGUGAAUCAACUGUUCAGCUGUUGUUUGAUGCAGUUAUACUUCUGGGAUGCAAACCAUACCUGGAUAGCCAGAGAGCUGUGUGUAUGUGUCGUUAUGAGGAUAAGACAGAUCUCUGA